UUCAUGUACAGAGAGCCUACAAUUAAAAUAUAUGACAUGUUUUUGACUUUAUAUGCAGAUAUAGUUUAUUUGCAUCUGACUGCUGAUCUGCUUGUCUGAGUUAUUAUUAUUUUUGCUAUAACAAAAAACAACAAAUAUAGCCGUGCAGUCACGCAACACGAGUAUUUUUUUUAAGUCCACGAAUGCUCUCAAUGUGUCACCAGGGCGAAACAUAAAAGAUGACAAGGGAACUAAAAGUAGUUUUGGCCUUUUACAAGAUUCCUGAUCGAUUUGAAAAAGUCCUACAAUACAAACAUAACACCACACUGCCACCCAGCGACGAUAUGAGGUAUUACACCUACAUUAAAAAUCCGUAAAUAUACAGCUAGUCUUAACUGGAGCUUGAUAAUAUUGAUAAAAAAUUAAUGUUGUUAAUAUUAGGCACUAGAGAACACGUGUAAGUAAAAUAUGUGGAUGCAGAAAGGGUAAACUUUUAGUUUUGACUGAGCGACAACAAGCGGAUGUGACGUCAGUGUCCGACCCCCAAAAACAACCGGAGUUGAAUUUCUUCUGUUAUGAAAACUGAAUGAAGUGUUGAAUAACUGCGGCUUGCGUCGCGUUAUGCAAGACCAUGUGGAGCGUUUGCGGCCGCCUGUGUUAGUUUCGUCUAACAAAUCUACAGGAAUUAUUUCAUUUGAAAAAAAGAUUGAAAGCAUCAUGGCAAAGCGGAGAAAGUGUGCAGAGGCAGCCGAAGAAGAAUCCGAUACAAAGAAACUAAAGCGGGCGGUGAAAGGAGAAAGUAGAGGAGCAAAGAAAAGAGAGAAGAAGAAAGAUACAGUUAAUGAUGAUACAGAGGAGAAACUUGAGAGGAAGGUCCACCCCAAACCACGUUUUUCCUCAAAACGAGCAGCCAAGAGUUCUUCCAGCGCCAACGUCGGCACUGAUGUGAAAACCAGUAAAUACUUUGCGUCUCCGUUGAAGGAGGAGGUUGAUAGUGAGGAUGACUUCAACAUGGUGACCUCUGCACCACCUGUGGUUAACGUGAGCGCCAAGGAACUGGCGAGAGAAGAAGAGAAAGAGGAGGAUGACAGUGAGGAUGGAGAUGACUGGGAGGAAGUGGAAGAGUUGGCUGAACCUCUUGGUCCAGUCGACCCACCUGAGCCGGUCCUGCCCUCUCAGCCCUUAGAGAUCGAGAUAGAGACGGCAGAAGCCAGAAAGCAGAAAAAGAGGCAGGCAGAGGUGGAUACAUACCUCCGGCGAAUGAUGAAGAGGUUUAAAAAGGACCUGCUGAUCGACACACACAAGGUCCACAUCUUGUGCCUCGUAGCCAACGGGAUGUUUCGCAACCGUCUGUGCAGCCAACCGGACCUCCUGGCCAUCACCCUGUCCCUGCUGCCGUCCCACUUUUGCGCAGUCGCCAAGGAACGCAUCGACCAAAACUACCUCUCUGGACUGCUUAAAUGGUUUAAAGCAACGUUUACCCUCAACCCCAGUCUUUCCUGUGAGGAACGUCUGGACCCUCAGGCUCUCCUGGAGAGGCGGCUGGCCUCCCUCUCCGCCAAAGACCACCAAGAAAUGACGCAUAUUUUUCUUUUAAUUCUGAGGUCUUUGCAGCUUUUCUGCCGAUUGGUUCUUUCAUUACAGCCAGUUCCGUUCAAACCACCUUCAGCCAAGUGCAAAGGAGCCAGAAAAUCAACCUCGGCUCCAGAACGGUGUCAAAGUCAGGAGACGUCCAAGACCAACUCUGCAGAGCCGAAAGCCUCUCGGAGCACAAAGAGACCACCAGGAGGAGGGAAAACAAAAAGCAGCACUGUAGGCAAAGGAAGGGGGAAAGAAACUGAGGAGGAGAAAGAGGAGAAGCCCGUGUCUUCAGGAGGACAGAGACCCAAAAAUUCAAAACGCCGCAGUGUUGCUUCAAAGGUCAGCUACAAGGAGGAUAGCAACAGUGAAGGGGAGGGUGACGAUGAGGAGCUUAGUGAUGCGGAGGAGUUUCAGGCAACCAGUGAGGGUGACAGUGAGGAUUCAGAGAGCGAGGCAGAAUCUUCAAAAAGGAAGACGGGGAAAGCAAAGAGGAAGGCCAGAUCAACAAACAACAAAAAUGCGACAACUCCAAAAAGAAGAAGCGGUGGGAAAAAACGGAAAAGCUCUGAGGACGACAGUGAGUUGGAGGAAAGUAAAGGAGAUGAUGAAGAUGAAGGUGUAGCAUGCAACAAAAGCAAAAGACAGAGUGGGAGAAGCAAAGAGGGGCCUGGAGCAGACGAGUGGAUCGAGGUGUACGUCAACAAAACGUCUUCCUGGGUUUGUGUAGAUGUGCAACAAGGAGUGGGCGUGCCUCACCUCUGCUCCCAGAAUGCAACAGCACCACUGACGUACGUGGUGGCCGUGGACGGAAACGGGUUUCUAAAGGACCUGGGAAGAAAAUAUGACCCCACCUGGAUGACGUCAUCCAGGAAGAGGCGGGUGGAUGACGAAUGGUGGGAAGAAACGCUCCAACCGUUCUUGGGCCCUGAGGAUGAGAGAGACAAAAAGGAGGAGAAGGAGAGAUUGUGUGCACACCCUCCACUCCAGAGAAUUGUGGCUUAAAGAAGCACGAACUGUCCGAAUCGGAGAGGAGCCAUUCAAGAUGGUGAAGGGCUUCUCCAAUCGUUCAAGAAAGGCCAGGAUGAUGUCUGAGACAAAGGAUGAGAAGGACCUUCCUCUGUUUGGAGAAUGGCAAACUGAGGAGUACCAGCCACCCAUAGCUGUGGACGGGAAGGUUCCUCGUAAUGAAUACGGUAACGUCUACCUUUUUAAAGCCUGCAUGAUCCCAGUGGGCUGUGUUCAUGUCAGACUGCCUAACCUGCACCGUGUGGCCCGGAAGUUGAACCUCGAUGCUGUACCUGCAGUUACAGGCUUCGACUACCAUGGAGGAUAUUCACACGCUGUAACUGAUGGUUACAUCGUGUGUGAAGAAGAUGAGGAGAUUCUCAGAGCUGCCUGGGUGGAAGAACAGGAGAUUCAGAAACAGAAACAGAAGGAGAAAAAGGAAAAGCGUGCCAUCGGCAACUGGGCUCUGCUGGUGAAGGGACUCUUGAUUAAAGAGAGGCUUAAAAAGCGUUACAACAAGAAGCCCCAGGGGUUGGGGAACCUUGCCCAUGAAGAUGAUGCUGGGGGUUUUUCGUCUGACGAGGAGGUGGUUGAAGGUGACGCUUCCGGAGCGAAGACGGCAUCUGAGACCCUGGCAAUGUCUUGGCCCCAAAACAGACAAGCUGAAGAGGAAGACAGGAGCGGAAGCAGAAGCAAGAGGAAGACAACGAGACGAGGGAAGAAGAGUCAGGAGAAACAUUUAUUCCCCUUUGAGAAAGUUUAAUGUUGGACAAAAAAGUUGUGUUUUGGUCGAUGCUGUCAACAACGCACUUGUUUGUGAUUUUUACUUUGAAAAAUGUUCAAACGUUUAAUAGAAGGAAGCUGUUUCUCAGGAGAGGACUCAAUAGACUUGAUGGAUGGAUGGAUGGAUGGAUGGAUGGAUGGAUGGAUGGAUGGAUGGAUGGAUGGAUGGUCAGAAGAGAUAAAUCCUGUAGCCAGCAUCUAUGCAGCUUUGCGGUAAAGAAAACAAACACAACAUGAAUGUUUUAUAGAAAGUAUUCGGUUUCAUUUAUAUGGACACUAAUAAGCAAUAUCACUUAUUUUACUUUAUUUCAGAAAUUAAGCAUUGUUUUUUCUCAACGAUUCUGAAAACAAAACAUUAAAUGCAUUUACAGUGUGUCAGAUUGGCUGAAACUAAAUGAGAAGAACAGAAAAUAUGAUGCGUCUAUUAAUAACUAAUGGUAAUUUACUGUCUUUUGUCGGUUUUUGAAUGACCACUGUGAGCGUUUGAGGUGAUGUAAAUGGUUUUGGGUGUGAUUUGGUUUUAUGCGAUGAUAAAUUUCUGUGGAUCAUUCUUUUGAGGAUGCGGCAAUAAGUUUGUAACUCCAUAUUCAGUUUAAGCUUUUCACCAAUUUUUAAUUUUUUAAAAUAUUGGUGUUUGACUUCUACACGUUUUUUCAAUAAUAACUUGCAAAACAUUUAUCACUGUUCUAAUUUUGUUGCUUUAUGUUUUGUACACAGGUGAUGGUGGAUACAGUCAAAAAUAAUCAACAUGUUUUGUAUGAAAAGUAUUUUUGUAAAAAAGAUUAGAAGUAAAAUAUAAAACCAUA
Messenger RNA from Austrofundulus limnaeus, 4154 nucleotides. RefSeq names its product xeroderma pigmentosum, complementation group C (gene xpc). NCBI's taxonomy places the organism in Eukaryota, Metazoa, Chordata, Actinopteri, Cyprinodontiformes, Rivulidae. The record is from RefSeq and is a predicted model, not a curated record. Gene Ontology annotation, cellular component: nucleotide-excision repair factor 2 complex; XPC complex; nucleus. Gene Ontology annotation, molecular function: single-stranded DNA binding; damaged DNA binding. Gene Ontology annotation, biological process: nucleotide-excision repair; mismatch repair.